CGCCGACGCCGACUGUUUCAUUUGUUUCGUACCGUUCGUGCGAAUGAGUCGCGUUAUUUCAUCUCCUCUCGUGGUGCGUUAUUUCUUUUUCCAAGUGCUGUGUGAUCUUCUGUUACUUUUCAAUCUUUCCUCUUGCUUUGUGAUUUGUGCCACGAUCCCCGAAAAUCAAACAACACUCCAAUGAACAAAACUUAGUGCAUGCCACAGUCGAACAAACUGUUUCCAAACGAGCGACUACAAUCGUCCAGUUAUUUUUUUUUUGGUUUCAAGUUUUGUCGAGACUGACAGUAAAAUAAAAUAAAAUGUUUCUCGACACAUACCUGUGCAGUGCGGUGCGACAGGAGUUCUUGGACGCGUCCAAAGCGCGAAGUACACUGCUAGUGUUCUGCUGCGCGCUGAGCUGUAUUCUAUUCGUGCAGUGGCUCUACCGGCAGGUGUUACAGAUCAAAAAUCUUCCGCCCGGUCCCUGGGGCGUACCGGUCUUCGGUUAUCUCACCUUCAUCGGACACGAAAAGCACACGCAGUACAUGAAGCUGGCGCGAAAGUACGGCUCCCUGUUCAGCGCCAAGCUCGGUGCCCAGCUGACGGUGGUGAUCAGUGACUACAAAGUGAUCCGGGAAGCGUUCAAGACGGAGGAUUUUACCGGACGGCCGACUUCGCCGUUGCUGAAGACGUUGGGUGGUUUUGGUAUCAUCAACAGUGAAGGUCAGCUAUGGAAAGAUCAGCGGAGGUUCUUGCACGAGAAACUGCGGCACUUUGGGAUGACUGUUCUUGGAAACAAGAAGCAUCUGAUGGAGAGUAGAAUUAUGACAGAGGUCACCGAACUUCUAGCAGCGCUGAACGAGGUUAGUGGUCAGUCUACUGAUUUGAGUAAAUUUCUGUCCGUUUCGGUGAGCAACGUGAUCUGCAACAUUAUCAUGUCGGUGCGCUUCUCGUUGGAGGAUCCUCGAUUCAAGCGGUUCAAUUGGUUGAUCGAAGAAGGGAUGCGACUAUUUGGCGAGAUCCUAACCAUCGACUACAUCCCACAAGUUCAGUACCUUCCGGGCAGUAUUAACGCUAAAAACAAGAUCGCCAAGAAUCGCCAGGAAAUGUUCGAUUUCUACCGGGAGGUGAUCGAUGAUCACAAACGUACGUUCAAUGUAAAUAACAUCCGCGAUAUUGUGGAUGCUUACCUGGAGGAAAUUCAGAAAGCCAAAGCCGAGGGUCGCGAUGCGGAACUGUUUGAAGGAAAAGAUCACGAAAUCCAAAUGAUGCAGGUGAUUGCGGAUCUCUUCUCGGCCGGUAUGGAAACGAUCAAGACUACUCUGCUGUGGAUGAACGUUUUCAUGCUGCGUCACCCGGAUGCGAUGAAACGAGUUCAGGACGAACUGGAUCAGGUGGUCGGUCGCAAUCGCUUACCGAAAAUCGAAGAUGUACCGUACUUGCCCAUAACGGAGACUACCAUACUGGAGGUGAUGCGCAUUACCAGCAUCGUCCCACUGGCCACCACUCACUCCCCGAAAAGCGAUGUCGUUAUCAACGGUUACACAAUCCCGGCAGGUUCGUAUGUGGUGCCACUGAUAAACAGCGUUCACAUGGAUCCCACGCUGUGGGACAAACCGGAGGAAUUCAACCCGAACCGCUUUCUGAACGCCGAAGGCAAGGUUAACAAACCGGAAUACUUCAUUCCGUUCGGUGUCGGGCGUCGUCGUUGUUUGGGCGAUGUCCUGGCCCGAAUGGAACUGUUCCUAUUUUUCGCCUCGAUAAUGCACACCUUCUCGAUCGAAUUGCCAGAGAACGAACCGAUGCCAAGUUUGAAGGGCAUCAUCGGAGUCACCAUCAGCCCGCAAGCGUUCCGAGUAAAGUUGGUUCCACGUCCACUGAAUACCGACGACAGGGUACGUAGUGUUGGGAGCUUCUGAAGAAAAAAAAUUACGUAUGAACCCUCCUCCAACGAUUCCAAAGAGCACGGUACGUUCCUAUGCUUCAUGCAACAAAACAGAGCAACAUAAAACAAAUGCAAAUGCAAAAAUUCACAUUCGUGAGCUACAAGAAAGAGCUGAGCGAUCUGAAUUUUGAACAAAACGAAACACAAACGAGUUAGCACACACACGUUUAGCUCCUGCUGGAUCCUGCCGCGACUCCAGGGGCAUGGUGAUGAAAAUCAAAACAUUUUAAUUGAGUGCCUGCACCUAAAUCAAAAGUACACUAGCUAGUCAUGCGUUUUUGUUCGGAGAGUAAUUUUUGUUGAAUAAUUAUUCUAUAAUGUUGAGUUUGUUUUUAAUGCCUAUAUAGAGCAAAACCCGCAUUUUUAAUCGCAUUUUAAUGACAGUUAAUUAUUUAUACACACCGCACCGAGUUUUAAAAAUAGUUUGUAAUAACGGACUCGAGAAACAGAAGAAAAAAAAACGUCGUACAAAUGGCUCGAGUCAAAUAUAUCGACACAUACACGCACGCAUGCAAAGCCAAGGAAUUGAUAAAUCUUUUCCACACACACAUACACAUACACGCACACAAACACAGACCCACAGUUUAGAUUCUCUAAGGGUGAAGAAAAAAAAUUCUCGCGGGCGCAACAAAUGAAUGAAGCAAAAAACGAAAAAACGCGUCGAACAGCAUGACAGGUUGCCAUUUUGUUUGUGGCUAACAUAUUAUUAAAAAUUAAGAAUUACUGCGAUCUGGAUGGAUUGCGAAACGCCAGAAAGAGAUGAAGGAGAAGUAGUAACUUGAACGAUGCCUCCCAAAAUACAAUGUGUUCAAUUAACUUUAGAAAAUACGAUAUAUUCCAAGCAAGAAAGUACAUAUUUAUUAUUUUUAAACGUGAAAAACUUGAUAUAGUAUUCGAACGGUUGCGCGAAGUAAAUGAAAAGUUCAAUUUUCAUAGCAGCGAAUAAAUUUUAUAAAUUUCUGACUUGAUGUGGGCAAACGCAACGGUUCGCGUCUACUACUCAGAGAGAGGCGGGAAAAUAAUAUCUUCUGUUUUUCUGGAUUUAUUUUUUCGAUGUUGCUCCCACUGUUAGGAUUAGGCUUAGGCCGUAGAGUAAGCAUAUAAGCAUCAUAAAUGUGGUUAGUUUUAUGACACAACACAACUGUGACAAAAUCUUCCGCUUCCGACUUAUUCGAAAGUCGGCUUACCGUCGGUUUUAAUCUCUGUUCGUUUUAGUUCAAACAUUCCAUUGUACCACCUACUUUACGGUUGACCAGAAAAAUUAACACUGAGCGCGUAAUUUUAUGAACAGUAACAGUUAAACGAAUCGUUGGUUAAUCAGGGAUGGUCAUAAAAACAAUUCAUGCAUUGCUGUCGUCUACAGGGUCCUCUAGGAGGUGAAAUAUGACCAUCCCACCGGUAGCCGAACGAUAGACGUAAGAUAAUGAAAGGCGCGUAGCGUUUAUCGAGUUGGAAGAAGCAAGCAUGAAAGGUUGGAGAAAAUCAGUGCCAAUAUUUUUAAUCAGCAAACGACGGACAAUAAAUGCAAAAAAAAAGAAUGAAUACAAUUUCCACACCUUCGAAGGCAAGUGAAUGGAAGGUGUAACCAGUGGAAGAGAAAACAAAGCGCUCGUUUGAGCGUUCGAUACUUCGUAAUUUAAACAUUAUAGCAUUUAAAGAGAUAUUUGAGUUUAUUUAUAAUUCACAGUUUUUUGUUUAUAAAGUAAGAUUUCCGCUUGACGUUUGACAGUUGUCUCACAGUCAAUUUUCGGAAUUGAUUGGCACACAAACAGGAAAUCGUCAAUUUUUUUAUAAAAAAGGAAAUAAAUGAAAA
Messenger RNA from Toxorhynchites rutilus septentrionalis, 3740 nucleotides. It is a transcript of the gene Cyp18a1, whose product is annotated as cytochrome P450 18a1. Lineage: Eukaryota; Metazoa; Arthropoda; Insecta; Diptera; Culicidae. The record is from RefSeq and is a predicted model, not a curated record. The coding region runs from base 303 to 1901 and encodes 532 amino acids. Gene Ontology annotation, biological process: xenobiotic metabolic process. The transcript has 5 exons. Gene Ontology annotation, molecular function: oxidoreductase activity, acting on paired donors, with incorporation or reduction of molecular oxygen, reduced flavin or flavoprotein as one donor, and incorporation of one atom of oxygen; heme binding; iron ion binding. Gene Ontology annotation, cellular component: cytoplasm; intracellular membrane-bounded organelle.